AUGUUAACUACAACGAUAGUCGUCGUAUGCUCGGGCCUUGUGAUAUUUGGUCUCGCACGCCUACGAUCUGUCCGCUUCACUCAAUAUGCGCACAUCCCUGGACCAGCUACAUCUCUCGUAUGGGGGCAUCUCAAGCUCAUUUCCCAAUUGAUCAGACAAGAUCCAUCGAAGCACUUUCAAUAUGCAAUCCACAGUCUGAUAAAAAGGCAGACGGACGAUACUGGAUUAAUGCUUCUCGAUCUACGACCUGCAUUCUACCCCAUCGCCGUCAUCUACUCGCAUGAUCUCGCCGAGCAAAUCACUAGGGCAACGCCGCAGUUCAAGUACAGUGUCCCCAAGGCACCACUACAAGACAUGAUCGGACACGUUAUCGGACGCGAUUCAUUCUUGACUAAUAAUGGCGAGCUGUGGAGAGAUACGCGCAAGAUGUUCAACGCGGCCUUUGCGCCGAACCAUUUGGCGAGCUUUAUCCAGCCGAUUCUCGAAAAGAUUCAGGUCUUCUUACGAGCGCUCGAUGCGAAUGCCAGGUCUGGCGACGAGUUUGAGUUGGGUGAGCGCUGUACGCUGCUUACGUUUGAUGUGAUAGGGCGAGUGAUUCUGAACAUCGACCUGAAAACCCAAGGAGACGAAUCGGAGCAGCACGAAGUCGUCCGGUGCUUUAUGGAACUGCUCGCAAACCUCCCGACGUUCCCCCAGAUCGAGUGGGUGCUCAGUCCACGCAAGUAUCGACGACGGAUGCAAAUCACACAAACGAUCGAGUCCUCAUUGGAGUCGAUCAUCCAACAGAAAUUCGAGAAGCUGCACGGCGAUAAAGCCUGCGGUGACGGGCCUGCGACAUCCGACCGAAGUGUCCUGUCGCUGGCGCUCGAGGGCGUUGACUCGUUGACCCCCAAGGCGAUUCGGACGAGCAUCGACUCGAUCCGUACUUUUCUCUUUGCUGGGUAUGACACGACCUCUGUUCUAUUGCAGUGGGCGUUUUACGAGCUAUCACGAACACCUCGCGCUCUGGCAGCCCUGCGCGACGAGCUCGAUCGAGUGCUAGGACCAAACGCCGACCCAAGCGCGGCAGCAAAUGCGAUCGCUUCCAACGAGGCCAAACUCAGCCAACUGGUCUACCUGACGGCCGUCAUCAAGGAAACACUCCGACUGCAUCCACCAGCAGGAACGUCUCGCUUCGCCGAACCUGGGUCCGACUUCCGCCUACAGACGUCACGCGGGCCUUUGCGCGUCGACGGAGCGAUUCUAUACCUUAACCACUUCUCCAUCCAGCGGGAUCCGACCGUCUACGGCGAGUCCGCGGAGACCUGGGUUCCAGAGCGCUGGUUGCAGACCGAAGGGGCAAGCGAGGGGUUCGCUGCGGGUGCCUGGCGGCCAUUUGAACGGGGGCCUCGCGGGUGCAUUGGGCAGGAACUUGCGAUGCUGGAGGCGAGACUUGUGCUUGCGAUGGCGGUGCGGCGGUACGAUUUCGUCAAGGUUGGACUUGGGGCGACGGUGGACGGAGAUGGCGAUGGCGGUGCCAGGAUUGAUGAGUACGGGCAGUAUGUGAGCAGUGAGCCAUUGUAUGAUACAUUCAACUUGUCGGCUAAACCAGUGGAUGGGACAAGGAUGAGGGUGGAAUUCCGCCAAGCGAGAGUUGAUUGA
Messenger RNA from Aspergillus calidoustus, 1641 nucleotides. The record is from the annotation of a GenBank genome assembly. NCBI's taxonomy places the organism in Eukaryota, Fungi, Ascomycota, Eurotiomycetes, Eurotiales, Aspergillaceae.